AUGAGCAGGCCCGACUUGAAGAAGCAGCUGUUUGCCCUGCCAGCCGACGAGGCCUGGGUGCACCCGGACCUAGACUGUCCCGUCUGCCGCGAGAAGAUGGCCUUUGUCGGAGCCUACACGCUCGACGGCGGCCUGACCACCGCGUCGGCUCACGCCCUCGCGGCGCUCCACAGCCACGGCAUGGAGGCGGCGAGCGUGCUGCCGUGCGGCCACGUCGUCGGGCGCGAGUGCCUCGACCAGAUCCUCGCGUCCCCCCUGCACAGCCGGUGUCCCUUCUGCCAGGCGAGCCUGCUGCACGGCUGCGACGCGGCCCUGGAGACGCUGCCGGCGCCCAUGGACCGCGUCCAGCUGCGCCGCUUCCCGGCCGUCGUCGUGCCCGAGGGCGGCUGGCCGCCCCGGCGCUGCUGUGCCUGCGCGUUCGACGACUGGCGCGUCCAGUGGGCUGAGGACGUCCUGCUCCUCCUCCUCGUGAUCUGCGGCGACCUCGUGCGGCCGCUGAUGACGACCUCGGAGUUCGUUCAGAGGGCCGGGAGGAAGAAGAUCAGAUCCGUCAAGCGGAAGAAUCUUGAUGAGUUGGGUGCGCACUACGCGGCGUAUCGACGGACGUCUUUGAAGAAGCUCGAGGACCUCAUGGCGGCUGCGCGGGUGAAGUUGCGCCACGUGGAAGAGGGGAUGGGCAUGACUUGGGCGUUGGACCUGUGGGCGUGA
Verticillium dahliae VdLs.17 is the source of this 708-nucleotide messenger RNA. RefSeq lists its product as uncharacterized. NCBI's taxonomy places the organism in Eukaryota, Fungi, Ascomycota, Sordariomycetes, Glomerellales, Plectosphaerellaceae. Bases 1 to 708 code for a protein of 235 amino acids. The record is from RefSeq and is a predicted model, not a curated record. The transcript has a single exon.